Molecule: messenger RNA, 1629 nt
Organism: Harpegnathos saltator (Jerdon's jumping ant)
Lineage: Eukaryota; Metazoa; Arthropoda; Insecta; Hymenoptera; Formicidae
Product: coagulation factor X
Exons: 7
Coding region: 106-1326 (406 amino acids)
Biological process (GO): proteolysis
Molecular function (GO): serine-type endopeptidase activity
Source: RefSeq, a predicted model, not a curated record
CAUUAUACGUUCUCUACCAACGGGACUGUCCUAGCUAAAAAGUCACCGUCAUACUUGCGGUUCUGCUAUUGUCAUACGACGACGACGACAACGACGCUAAUCCAAAUGUGGAUCCUCCCGAAUAUUCAUCGAUUUGUGCUGCUCUGUUCGCUGUGCAUCUACCAAUAUUGUCUGCCCGCUGACUCGAAGAAUGCCGCAGAUCCGGCGGGACUCGUAGAUCAGGCAUGGGGGAUACGUUUUCGGGGUUCAGGUUUAAGUCGACUUUCGGAAAACGAUUUCCGACAGCACUCCCAAGGCAAACGAAUCGUCCAUCUGGGCCCGGGAACUCUGACCAAACAGAAAACGUAUCAAGCUUGCGUCGCACCCGGCAAUCGGAGCGGUCAUUGCAAACACCUGAGCGGAUGCGUCCUUGAUGAGUUCCGCUCGAACUUUGAACGAUUCGUGAAUUACAUGUGCAUAAUUGAGCAGACGUAUAUCGGCGUGUGUUGCCCGGACGGCGUAGUGACGGCUCGAGCGGACAAAACCUUCGAGGACGAUUUGGCCAGCAUGCUGCCGGCGAUAGCGAGCGUCGACGACGACAAGCAAGAGUGGAACGGAACCGAGAGCGGGGACGGGAACGGGAACGGGAACGGGCCAGCUGACGAUGACAAGGUCUCGGGUAGUACAGAGGAGGAGACGCGAAAAGCGCGGAGGCCCAGAGGAUGCGGCACGACCACGAAGAUGAAGACCAGAAUCGUGGGUGGCCAGCCGGCUGACCCGAAAGAAUGGCCGUGGAUGGCCGCUCUGCUCAGGCAAGGCACGGUUCAGUACUGCGGGGGUGUGCUGAUAACAGAUAGACACGUGCUGACGGCCGCGCAUUGCGUCUACAGGUACAAACCGCGCGACAUCGUGGUGCGGCUCGGCGAGUACGACUUCACCCGGCCCGACGAGACGCGAGCGUUGGACUUUACGGUGACGGAGAUACGGGUACACCGGGAUUUCGUGUAUACCACUUACGAGAAUGACAUCGCCAUCAUCAAGAUCCAUCGGCCCACCACGUUCAACAGCUACAUCUGGCCGGUCUGCCUGCCGCCGAUUCAACAGACGUUCGAGAACAAGAACGCCGUGAUUACCGGCUGGGGCACGCAGUAUUACGGAGGACCCGCCAGUACCGUGCUGAUGGAAGCCGCGGUGCCCGUGUGGCCUCAGGAACGAUGCGUCCGCAGCUUCACUCAACAGAUUCUGAACACCACGAUAUGCGCGGGCGCUUACGAGGGAGGUCGCGACGCCUGCCAGGUGAGAGACCGACGGUCCGUUUACCGUGGUGUGCGAACGCGCGGUCAAUAAUCCUGAAUAAAAGCUCGCUCUCGGGAGCGAGAAGAAUCCAAGAUAAUCUUUCAAAUGGAAGGAGAGAUGAUAGUUGAGAUAAAAGAAAAAUCCCGCGAAACCCGAUCUCGAACCCAUUCUCGAAUAAAAGUCCGCUCUCUCAGGCGAGAAUAAUCUGCGAUAAUCUUUCAGACAAAAAAGAUACGAAUGAUAACAUUGAAGGUGAACAAAUCGAUACGAUUCAAGACGCGCAGAGCGAAUGCACGUCGGGCCUCUCUCGCGCCUUCAUGUUACUAAGCCUCUCUCUCUCUCUCUCUCUCUCUC